UGAAACCAAUGGCGGCAUCAAGUGCCGAACUUGUGGCUCGAGAAAGAAGCGGACACACGGCCGUGGUUUCAGGAAACACUUUAUGUGUGUGGGGCGGUUAUGCGUCAGUUGCUGAUCAUGAAGUCUUCCUCCCAAACAAUGAGAUCUGGUUGUAUGACCUGGACACUGGUUUAUGGAAAAGGUGUGAGAUGAUGGGGGAAAUUCCUCCAUCCAUGUCAGGUACCUGUGGUUGCAAUCUAAAUGGAAACAUGUAUAUAUUUGGUGGCUGCAGUGAUGAUGGUCAGACCAAUGAGCACUAUUCUGUAAAUCUUCACAAUGGGAAAUAUACAUGGAAGAAGUUAAGUCAUUGCUCAGGGUUACUGCCCUCACCCCGUGACAAGCUCUCCUGCUGGGUUCACAAAGGAAGGAUUAUUUACUUCGGUGGAUAUGGUCAUAAGCAUCUCAGUGAAAUCAAAAAUCCUGGCACUUUCAUUGUGGAUGAAGCUUCUUGGGCUGAAGAUAUCUUUUGGGGUUGGAACAAUGAAGUUCAUGUGUUCGACCCAGGAUCAAAAGGUUGGACAGAACCACAAACAUUUGGGCAUGCCCCUGCCCCGAGGGCUGCCCAUGCCAGUGCCAUCAUCGGUAAUGAAGGAUAUAUCUGUGGUGGACGAAUAAUGGAGACAAGAAAAAGUGACCUUCACUGUCUGGAUUUAAAUACAUGGACGUGGUCUGAAAUUGUUCCAACCAGUACUCUUCCUUUGGGCCGCUCAUGGCAUACACUAAAUGCAGUUUCGGACACAGCACUCUUUCUCUUUGGUGGACUUAGUGUGGAGUGCAGACCUAUGAGUGAUGGUUGGAUGUUUGAUCUGAAGACAAACGAAUGGACAGAAAUUAAGCAUUCAAACAUGGACAAACCACGGCUGUGGCACACCGCUUGUCUGGGAGGGGACUCGGAUGUUAUUGUGUUUGGAGGAAGCCAUGAUUAUAUCCUUUUAGUGGACUCUGGCCAUUGCAAUGAUGUUCUUGUGUUCCAAACCCAGCCUUACUCACUAAUAUGGUUAUGCGAGGACUUCAUUGCAAGCAGUGCCAAAAUGUUUCAGACCCAGCUUGCAGGUUUACCACCAAAACUAAGAUGCAGCCUGCAGAAAAAGAUUUCCUUUUUCAGGUCAACAAGAAAGUCACAGAAGGUCAUCAAAGCACUUGAGUAAUUCCUCUGGUCCAGAGGCUCUGGAAACACAAAAUCAUGUAGACAAUCUGUCAU
This is a messenger RNA of Neoarius graeffei (lesser salmon catfish), 1240 nucleotides long. RefSeq names its product kelch domain-containing protein 1. The transcript is spliced from 13 exons. Gene Ontology annotation, molecular function: protein binding. Bases 9 to 1187 code for a protein of 392 amino acids. The record is from RefSeq and is a predicted model, not a curated record. Lineage: Eukaryota; Metazoa; Chordata; Actinopteri; Siluriformes; Ariidae.